CUGCCGCUAAGGAAGGCUGUAGUCCCGGGCUUCCGGACCAGAGUUUAGCGGGGUGGGCGGGAAAGGAGGGGAAGGCGUCGCUUCCUUCCCUCCGGCGGCCGAGAAGGCGUGACGCCUCUCCGGUAAGCCCCCCGCCGGCAGCGAGGUGCAGAAGGCGGUGAACACGGCCCGCGGGCUGUACCAGCGCUGGUGCGAGCUCCUGCAAGAGGACGCGGCGGUCGGACGCGAGGAGCUGGACUGGACGACCAAUGAACUGCGGAAUGGCCUGCGCAGCAUCGAGUGGGACCUCGAGGACCUGGAGGAGACCAUCGAUAUCCUGGGGGCCAACCCGGGAAAGUUCAAGCUCCCAGCCGGAGACCUGCAGGAGAGAAAGGUGUUCGUGGAGCGGAUGCGGGAGGCAGUCCAGGAUAUGAAGGACCAUAUGGUCAGCCCGGCAGCCAUAGCCUUUAUGGAGAGGAAUAAGAGAGAGAUGCUGACAGGCAAGCCAGCCUCCCCAAAGUCAUCCAGCGACCUGCUGGACGCCAGCAUGGCCGCAGCCACCUCUCGUUACAUUGAGGAGCAGCAGGCCACACAGCAGCUGAUCAUGGACCAACAGAAUCAACAGCUGGAAAUGGUGUCCGGGAGCAUCCGGGUUCUGAAGCACAUGUCUGGCCGUGUUGGGGAGGAGCUGGAUGAGCAGGGCGUCAUGCUGGAUGCCUUUGCUCACGAGAUGGACCACACCCAGUCCCGGAUGGAUGGGGUCCUCAGGAAGAUGGCCAAAAUCGCCGACAGUGGUGUGCCAUCGUCGUGCUGCUGGGGGUGCUUCUUCUGGUUCUCAUCCUGCUCUUCUCCCUCUGACGCCGGCCCUCCCCAGGGCGCUGGUCCCUCUAGCUGUGGGAGCUGGCAGGGCCCUGCCCCCUGGGAGAAGGGGCUCCUUCCUGGAGAGCUGUCUCGAGGUUCUCAUCCGGAGCCAGUGGGACCCUCGGGGCCCUGGGCCAGAGCCCCUGCCACUGGUCCUGUCUCAAGUGUGCUUAGGAGGUGGCAGAGGUAGGGGAACCUCAGACCCGCCCCUCCCCGUUUCUACUCUGGUGCCCCAAAGCCGUUUGCUCCUGUGCCUUCUGCGCGUGCCAACUUGGAAAUAAAAAUCCCAGCCUUUUUUUUUUUUUUUUUAAAUACACGUCUAUACCUUA
This is a messenger RNA of Acinonyx jubatus (cheetah), 1169 nucleotides long. It is a transcript of the gene STX10, whose product is annotated as syntaxin 10. The record is from RefSeq and is a predicted model, not a curated record. Lineage: Eukaryota; Metazoa; Chordata; Mammalia; Carnivora; Felidae. The transcript is spliced from 8 exons. Gene Ontology annotation, cellular component: membrane. Gene Ontology annotation, biological process: Golgi vesicle transport; intracellular protein transport. The coding region runs from base 389 to 1030 and encodes 213 amino acids. Gene Ontology annotation, molecular function: SNAP receptor activity.